Molecule: messenger RNA, 1584 nt
Organism: Diaporthe amygdali
Lineage: Eukaryota; Fungi; Ascomycota; Sordariomycetes; Diaporthales; Diaporthaceae
Exons: 3
Coding region: 1-1584 (527 amino acids)
Molecular function (GO): oxidoreductase activity, acting on paired donors, with incorporation or reduction of molecular oxygen; monooxygenase activity; iron ion binding
Source: RefSeq, a predicted model, not a curated record
AUGAAUGUCACGUCCGGAAACGACGCAGAAACGAAUGGGUUGGAGCUUUUCCUCCCCUCGAUGAGCCACAUAAUCGCUGCGCUCGCAACAGGACUCUUCGGGAUACUCGCGUUCUUGUCAUAUUCACCAAGUGUUGAGCCAAGGUCCCCACCUUUCACUUCGGAUACUUAUCCGUUUAUUGGGUCAUGGGGUUUUGUCUCCCAGCAAUGGAACUGGUGGCAAAAGUCCACGGCCGAGUCUAAGGCGCGCGGAGACAAAGGCCACUUCAGCUUCUGGCUGGGCCAUCGCCAUGUAGUCGGUGUUUCAGGCGAGGCCGGCCGCAAGCUCUUCUUCGAGGACCCAAGAAUGGACUUUGCUAGCUGCGCCAUCAUACGAGCAAAUGGAGAGAACUUCCCACCCCCGAUACAUCAAAUCUUUAGGCCUCCACCUGGCGUCCCCCAAGGUCGCGCGGACUCUUUUUUCCUGCGUCUCCUUCUUGCAUGCCAGAAGACAGAUCACCUGAAAAAGUAUCUCCCUCGCAUCCUCAGGGAUGCCCGUGUUGGCUUCGAAAACCUGCCCCGGACAGCAGCUGGUGUCACAAGGCCGGCGGACGAUUGCUACCGCAUCGUCUUCACCCAGGACGCCCGCCUGUUCUGUUCAGACGAGAUUGCAGACGACCCGCAGCUGAACGCGAGUGUGGCAAAAUACGCGCGAUACCUCUUGCAAACCCACAGCAACUGGAACGUGCUCUAUAACCGGCUGCCCUCUCCCUCCUGGGCGUCCCGCCGCAUCGUGCGCUAUCGCUUUUACACCCUCCUGCAGACUCUGAUUAACGAACGGAUUAGCGGGAAGACGCCGCGCAAGGACGACCCUAUGCAGACGUCGAUCGACAAGGGCACCAGCCUGGACUGGAUGGUCGAGUCGUUUCUCACCGCGCUGUUCGUGGCCCCCGCGAACUCGAGUAUCAUGACGGCGCAGAUGCUGAAUAUUAUGGCCAUUCACACGGACUGGCAGGCAAAGAUCUAUGGCGAGAUCCAGGCGGCCGCCGCGGCCCAUUCGACCAACAAGGACAAGGGCGCGUCCCUGUUGGACAAGCUGGACUCGAUGCCGCUGGAGAGCUGGGAGACCUCGUUCCCCUCGAUCGAGCUUUGCCUCCGGGAGGUGAUCCGCAUGUGGACCUCGUUCAACAUGGGCCGCCUCAACACGUCGAAGGAGCCUGUCCCCAUCCCCGGCUCGGAUCACGUCGUCCCCGGCAACACCUUCAUCGUGUACAACUCGACGGAGGUGAACUUCAGCGAGAAGCUGUAUCCUAACCCCUACAAGUUCGACCCAGGCCGGUUCCUCGAGGGCCGCGAGGAAUAUAAGCAGGAGACCAAUAGCUUUACCGGGUGGGGCAUGGGCCGUCAUCCGUGCACGGGUAUACGACUGGCCAAGGUCCAGCAGAACAUUGUCAUCGCGUACGCCCUGGCCAUGUAUGAGUGGGUGAGCUGCGACAAGGACGGCGUUCCGACCCCCCACGCCAUUCACGUGAAGAUGUUAAACAGCGAGAAGGCCGCCGUGUUACCUACUGCUUACACGAAGCUGGUGCCUCGAAAGCAGGCCUGA